This is a messenger RNA of Hipposideros armiger (great roundleaf bat), 4185 nucleotides long. RefSeq names its product gamma-glutamyltransferase 5 (gene GGT5). The coding region runs from base 377 to 2188 and encodes 603 amino acids. Gene Ontology annotation, biological process: glutathione catabolic process. The record is from RefSeq and is a predicted model, not a curated record. The transcript is spliced from 10 exons. Lineage: Eukaryota; Metazoa; Chordata; Mammalia; Chiroptera; Hipposideridae. Gene Ontology annotation, molecular function: glutathione gamma-glutamate hydrolase.
CUUAGCCAUGCGGCCAGCUCUGCCACUGUAGCAAGCGCUUGAAAAAGCAGCAGCUUGGUGGUCGCCGUCAGCUGUCUGUGCAUGUAUCCACCUGUCUGCCUGGUUGCUCGCUGUUCUUUGUAAACCUGUCGGUCUGUCCAUCGGUAAUUCCAUCUCUGUCCAACUGUCUAUCUGGCUGUCCUUCUCUUAUUAUCCUCUCUCCAGCUGUCUGUCAAUCUGUCUGCCUCUGGACCUCAUCUAUUUGUCCAUCUAUCCAAUCAUCUGUGAGUCUAUCUGUGAAUCAUCUUGUCCAUUCAUCCACACAGUUGUCUGUGCAUCUGUCUGUCCACUGGCUUGUCUACCUACCUGCCUCCCCUCUCCCCGGAGCUGUAGAGCCAUGGCACAGGGCCGUGGGGCCACAGUCAGUAUGGUGCUCCUGGGGCUGGGGUUGGCCCUGGCCAUCAUCGUGCCCGCUGUGGUCCUCUCUCGACACCAUGCCCCCUGCGGUCCCAAGGCCUUUGCCCAUGCUGCAGUUGCUGCCGACUCCAAGGUCUGCUCGGACAUUGGACGAGCCAUCCUCCAGCAGCAGGGCUCUCCCGUGGAUGCCGCCAUUGCAGCUCUGGUCUGCACCAACGUCGUCAACCCCCAGAGCAUGGGCUUGGGCGGAGGCGUCAUCUUCACCAUCUACAAUGCAACCACGGAGAAGGUGGAAGUCAUCAACGCCAGGGAGACGGUGCCCACCAGACAUGUCCAGGGUCUGCUGGAUCAGUGUGAGCAGGCCCGGCCGCUGGGCAGAGGGGCCCAGUGGAUAGGGGUGCCCGGGGAGCUCCGUGGCUACGCUGAGGCCCACCGCCGCCACGGUCGCCUGCCCUGGGCACAGCUGUUCCAGCCCACCAUUGAGCUGCUCCGAGGGGGCUACCGCAUGCCCGCUGUCCUCAGUCUGUUCCUGAACAGCAGCUUCCUGAGGCCUCUCUUGCAUGCAUCCUCCCUGAGGCAGCUCUUCUUCAAUGGGAAUGAACCCUUGAAGCAGCAGGACCCAUUUUCCUGGCCUGCGUUGGCCGCCACCCUGGAGACCGUGGCCACAGAAGGUGCAGAGGCCUUCUAUACAGGGAGGCUGGGCCAGACACUGCUGGAGGACAUUGCCAAGGAAGGCAGCCAGCUGACUCUGCAGGACCUGGCAUCAUUCCAGCCAGAGGUGGUGGACGCUCUGGAGAUGCCCCUGGGAGACUACACUCUGUACUCACCUCCACCGCCUGCAGGGGGUGCAAUUCUCAGCUUCAUCCUCAAUGUGCUCAAAGGGUUCAACGUCUCUGCUGAGUCGGUGGUCAGGACCGAGGGAAGGGUGAACUUGUACCAUCACUUUGUGGAAACGCUCAAGUUUGCCGGAGGGCUGAGGUGGAGGCUGUGGGACCCUCGAAGCCACCCUGAGGUCCAGAACACCUCCCAGGACCUGCUUGGAGAGGCUCUGGCACAGCACAUCCGCCAGCAGAUCGACGCCCGGGGUGACCACCAACUCAGCCACUAUAACCUGACCGGGGCCUGGGGCCACAGGAUGGGCACGGCCCACGUGUCUGUGCUGGGGGAGGAUGGCAGUGCCGUGGCUGCCACCAGCACCAUCAACACUCCCUUUGGAGCGAUGGUCUACUCACCGCGCACGGGCAUCCUACUCAACAACGAACUCCUAGACCUAUGCUGGAGGCAACCGCCAGGCUCCCAUGUCAUCCCCCCACCAGUUCCAGGUGAGCGGCCCCCAUCAUCCAUGGUUCCUUCUAUCUUGGUCAACGCAGCCCAGGGGUCAAAGUUGGUGAUUGGCGGGGCUGGUGGAGACCUCAUCAUCUCUGCUGUGGCCCAAGUGAGUCUGGGGACUCCGGGUUGGGAUGUCCCCUCUCUGAGCAGCCCUGUUGUUCUGCUUUCCUGGGAGCAGAGAAGGGCUGGUGUGGAGUGGCUGGUACACGCGCCCUCCCUCUUCCCUUUCUCCUUCCUUCCCUCCCUUUAUCCUAUGUCUCUCCCCCAGGCCAUCGUGAACAAGCUGUGGCUUGGCUUUGACUUGCAAGCAGCCAUUGCUGCCCCCAUCUUGCAUGUGAACGACAAGGGUCAGGUGGAGUACGAGUCCAAUUUCAACGAGGUGAGGCCGUGGUCCGAGCCACCUGUAGGCUGGACACCUCAGUGCAUGCUGGUCAAAUCCUCCGGGGUGGAUCUCAGCUACUGAAUGUCUUAGGCCCAGCACACUUCAGCUUUGGGAGCCAUCAGGAGUUGAGAAGCUCAGUGGGAGAAGCACCAGUCCAGUCUUGUGGCCUCCAAGGCAGAGAACAGGGUGUUGUCCAUACUUCUCCCAGGCUGAGCACCUCAGCACCUUGGUCCCUGCUAUGUCUGUGCUCUUCUCUCUACAAGUUAGUUUUCCUGGCUGUGGCCUCUCAGGCUCUCCUCAUUAGAAUCUGUUUCCUCAUGUGAUCUGCAGCUUUUAUAUGCAAGUUUAUUUGUAAAAGAGUUUGUUAUUUCCAUGAGAGUUUGCAAAGGGAUUGAGGAAUUGGGGUUUCACUGGUGCUAGUUCUUAUAAACAUUUCUCAGUUGCCUCACACAAGCAGGUAGAGGAGCUGAAUUCCGUCCCCCACUCACACCCCCGCCUCUGAUGGUCAGCUUUCUCAGAGCUUCCCUGGGCUGAUGCCUUUUGCUAAGACCUAAUUCAAAAGACUGACAGCUUUUAAAGGCUCCUAGCUUCAUAUCUGGGUCCAGUUCAUCCAGCUGGGUUCAAGGUCCUCAAAGCUGUCUUUCCUGUUAUGAUCCUCCCAUGGCCCUUAAAACUCUAAUGACAACUGAGUACAAGGCUUUGACUCCAAAGGAGGUGUGCCAUCCCUGAGAACCUUGGUCUGUGGGCCUGGAGACUGAGGACCUCAAACUCUGGGAGCCCGAGGCCUUUCCUCUCUCUGUAAGGUCCACCCCAUGGCAGUAUGUCGAGUACUUCCCCAGGGCUCAUCCUCUUAGGCCUGUCUCCUUGACCGUGACUGAAGGUCUUUACUCAAAGGACCUUGGACUUUAUGGAUUCAGAGAUGACAGCCUGGAACCCAGCGACCCAAGAUCCUCAGCUCUCUCAGAGUUAGAGUGUUAGCCAUGCAGGUCUAGGCUGUUCUGUGGAGAAAUUCCUAGAUGCUGGGUAGAAACUGUGAGUCUCCAAGGUUCUUCACACAAAAGCCCAGGGACUGAGGCCAAGCAGGUCUUUGUUCCUCAGGACCUUGGAGUUUGGCUAGUUGACCAUAAGGGACAGAGUCUCUGAGAACUGCAGGCCCUCUGUGUCCUUAGCAGUGAGGAUUUUGGCCUUCAAAUCUAAGGACAUUGGGAAAUACGUGUGUCAGGCAGAGAAAGUGUGGAGCCCUCUGGAGACCUCACCCUGUGAGCGGCUCAGGUCAUAUGGCCUCACCAGGUGAUCUCAGGUCAGAGGCCCUGGUCUUGGGGACUAUAAUAUACUGGGGUCUUUGUACCUAGAAGUCUGGAAUCUAAGGCCCUGGUCAGCUAAGGUCCUUGGAUUCUUGGUCCAAAAUGAUAACUGUAAAUGUGGGGCCCAAGUAGCACAGGUCCCUACAUUUCAAGAUAUGUGCCCCCUUACAGACCAGCAAAUGUGUUGGCACCAUAACCUUGAGGCAAGGUACUCAGUGUCUUAGAAACCAGCACCUGGGUCCCUGAUGCCUUCAAAUUCUACAGACUUAGUGUCUCAAACCUGAACAUUUAGGGCCUGGUGUUCAGGGCACCUCACUCUUGGGGACCACUGGUGCCUUUAGCCAGGGGAUCAAUAUCCUUGGACUUGUUGGCAAUGGCAGAGCAAACUGUCAGAAGCUUUGUGUCUUUCUUCUAGCUGGUUCCUCAACCAAUUGGGCCCUAAGCUUGCAGGGCCUCAAGCCCUGAGGAAUUAAACUCCCAUGUUCCUGGUGUCUAAGGUUUUGGGUUUUCUCAUGUGGGUGUUGAGAUGGAAGGUCCUAUGCAGCACAACAGAGCUGGCAUCAGGCCUUUCCUCCUCCGUGUCCCAGGGUCCCCAGAAAUGGAGACCCCGAGGUGGGGGUGAGAUGUCGAAUUGGGCAGUUCUUAUUUAAGCAGUACCUGGGACUCCAAAGGCCCAGCUUCUACCUUCUUGAAGGCUUUGCUUUCAAGGUCCUCAAAACUGAAGGCCUCUCAGCCUGAGUCUACCUUCUCCACUCACACCCCUGGAUUCCUCAG